Messenger RNA from Helicoverpa zea (corn earworm), 973 nucleotides. RefSeq lists its product as uncharacterized. The coding region runs from base 85 to 546 and encodes 153 amino acids. The record is from RefSeq and is a predicted model, not a curated record. NCBI's taxonomy places the organism in Eukaryota, Metazoa, Arthropoda, Insecta, Lepidoptera, Noctuidae. The transcript is spliced from 5 exons.
AACAUCGCCGGCAGUCGCGCGCGCGUCGUCGCAACGAUAACACAUAAUCAGUCGAAUAUAUAAUUCUAUUUAGUUAUACUAGCCAUGGUUACAGCCGGCUUCAAAAUAUUAGUCAAUCUACUAAUCGCUGUAAACAUCCGACACAUACAAGCAUGCCCCCUAGAAGACGUAGAACUCAAAGCAGCGUACAAAUCAGGAGAGAUCCACGACCAAGACCCUCCGAUAACGUUGGAAAAGAUCAAGACUAAGCUGAAAGAGAGUGAGAUCUUCGACUGGGAGGACCCGGGUCUUACUGAGAGGGAGAAGAAAGAGAUGAGCAAGCUGUUUGAUACUGUUGAGAUUAUGACGACAUCGAGGACCCGUCAGCCGUCGAGCGUACAAAAUAUGUUCUCAUCACUACGUUUAGUCGAAAGAGUGGUUAAAAAACAACUGAAAGAGGGGCAGAUUUCUGAAGCUCUAGCUGCUAAAUUCAAUUGGGACAAACUGAUCGCACCCACUACAUCAUUGCAGAAAUUAUUAGAAGCCACUUAUGAUACCAAGGAGUGAAACCUGAUGACAUUCUUGUUUGCAGAUCGAAUCGUCAAAGGCGCGAGAAACCAUCGUACUUAUUGGACAAAACGACCAACAUGAGAAUUUUUAAUAUUCACUAAUUUUUUUUGUGUAGUUGUAGGAUUAAAGUAAGGCUGGGACGCAUCAAUUAGAAGUUAUAGAUCCAUCGAUAUAAUUGUCGAUAUGUUUUUUAUCGAACUGUUAUACAGGACUAUUUUUGUAUGAGACCAUUUGUAUGUUAAUUUAUUUCAACUUUUGUAAGACAUAGGUGAAUUAAAUAUUAUUAUAUUCCUCAUUAAACGAGUAUGUCACAUGACUGGUUGAUAAUAGAUUAAGAUUGAUGCGAAUCAGUAAAUUAUUUUUUAUUUAUUUUUGACUGAUGUACGAUAUACUUUUUUUACUAACAAAUAAAGUGGUGUAAAAA